Messenger RNA from Ectocarpus siliculosus, 1673 nucleotides. The record is from the annotation of a GenBank genome assembly. Lineage: Eukaryota; Phaeophyceae; Ectocarpales; Ectocarpaceae.
CAUCCACCGUUGCUUGUUGCUUUGGCCUUGCUUUAUUCGGGCUUUGGGUGGAUCGAUGUGCACCUUUGGCCGGUCGUUGCUGCGGGUGAAAAAUACCUAACCGAAACGAAUCGAAAUACCACGGAACGGCACGACAUGGAACUGAACGGGAAUAUGUGCCAUGGGACGGAACAGACGGGUCGCACGGACAUCGCCAUCGCCCGGGUGGAGCAGGUGACACCUUUCCCCUUCGACAAGGUCGCCAAGCAGAUCAAGCGCUACUCCAACGCGGAGGUGUGCUGGGCCCAGGAGGAGCCGAAGAACAUGGGCGCUUGGAGCUUCGUUCGGCCGUGCAUCAAGACCUCGACCCGCAAGCUCAACAACAUGGAGAGGAAGCCGCGCUACAUCGGCAGGCCCACCGCUGCUGCUCCGGCAACGGGCCACAGCAAGCUGCACGCCAAGGAGCUCAAGGACAUCCUGGUCGAGGCCAUCCACGAAUAAACCGACCGACUGACCGUCCACGGCACGCCGUGGUAAAAAUCCGGCUCGACGACCCCGGAAGUAUUCUUUUCCCUGGACAAAUCAACGGUGCACAACGGUAUUCCUACCCAUUUCGCCCCCCCGGCGUUGCUGCAUCCGUCUCCUACCGCGCCACAUUUUUAUAGAGCUUUCCUUGUCCAGCGCACGAGGGUUGGUUGGCGGGGGGGCGAGUCCCGAGCAAACACGAGCGUCGUUCGACGGCAACCGUUCAGAAACGGGGAUGGUUGGCAUCAGCCCGAACGCGCGUGCAGGGUUGGUGGCCGCGCGUGCAUGCGUGUGACUCUGGCGGGCACGUGUGCACCCGUAGGUCAGUGCUGCUGUUUUUCGUGGGGUCGUUUGUGAUAUUUUGGUUCAUCUCCCUCCACCCGGGGUACCUACGGGUUCCCGGUGUUGUGUGGGCCAUGCGGCAUCAUCAGCCGGUUUCCGAGAUAUUGUGGAAGUAGAAUAUGUUGCCCGUGCCGCUGACGUUCGAAUGCCUUUUCAACCGGACGGAAAGCUUGGGACGUAUCCAGUGCGGGAUGCAGGACGACGUGGAACGGGAACCGGACAAAAUUUGGAUGGGCCGGGAUAAUCAUUGGCGUGACUUUCUCCGUUCAGGAUGUAUGCGCCGGAGUUUUUUUUUGGUUGCUCCAUGGAGAUAUUUCCUGUACACGUGGGAGACUCUUAAGGUCUCUGAUGGAGAUGUUUCCAUAUUUCCUUUACAGGUGGGAAACAUAAAGGUCUGUGAUGUUCGGCGGGUAGAAGAUGAUGUCCCCGUUCCGGUGCUUGUUUACCCUGUGCCGUCCGUGGCAGUUUGUCAUGAGAUUUUUGUCAGUGAAACGGGAUGGUGUGCCGUACGGUCUGCCGAGUUGUGCGAAGAAAGGGUUCGAGUGCAACCAAUAAAACAUCCUUGAGAGUCGUGCAAAAGAACAGUGCAGUGUUUCGGGUCACUUUACCUCCGACACGACCCGGUGGUUGAUGCCGCCUGCCCUGGGCACCAGUUUUUUUUGUCAUCUGUCGUUUCUUUUUGUAAUCUGGCACCUGAUCUUGAUCUUUCAAGGAAGGCGUGCUGGCCACAGCCCGUCCCUUGCCGGUAUUUCCAGGCGAUCUACGGGGAUACCGAUGCCCACAACCCGCUUUUGUGUGUGCUUCGUUGGUUAAGAUGGAUUGCGCUC